Oldenlandia corymbosa var. corymbosa is the source of this 2514-nucleotide messenger RNA. The record is from the annotation of a GenBank genome assembly. NCBI's taxonomy places the organism in Eukaryota, Viridiplantae, Streptophyta, Magnoliopsida, Gentianales, Rubiaceae.
AUGUUGUCGUCGUCAUUUUUCAGCACGGCAACCCUUCCGAUAUUACAGUCUGAUGGGUUCAAACCAUCAACAACAACGUCUCCCUCUUGUAGUUUCACUAGCCCAAAUGCUCCACUUAAUUCAGCUACCUACGGUUCCCUGUUGGACUCUUGCUGUUCUGCCGAACCCGGCAAACAAAUCCACGCUCACUCUUUGAAAAAUGGGUUUGUGCUUGGAGGGACGCCUGAUAAUAACUUUGUGCAGACAAAGUUGGUUCAGAUGUACGCUAGAUGUGGCCAUCUCGAUGAUGCCGUUCAGGUAUUUGAGGAAAUGCCCGUCAGAAGCUUGUAUGCUUGGAUUGCCAUUAUGAAUAUGUUCCUGGAUAACGGGUUCUUCGAGGAAGCUUUCUCGUGUUUCCAAGAUUUGCAGUUGGAGGAUAUUGAGCUGGAAUUCUUUGCGUUUCCAGUGGCUUUAAAGAUUUGCAGUGGAGUCAAUGGAGGCGCAGGGUUGGGAAGUCAGCUGCAUGGGACUGUCAUAAAGAGGGGUUUCACCUCGAAUAUCUAUGUUGGAAAUGCGUUAAUUGACAUGUAUGGUAAAUGUGGAAGACUGGAGGAUGCCAAAGCUGUCUUUGAUCUUAUGCUAGAAAGGGAUUGCGUAUCUUGGAAUUCGAUCGUCACUGCUUGUACUGCAAAUGGCAUGGUGAACGAUGCAUUGGAAUUCUUACGAAGGAUGUCAUCAGGAGAAGAUGAUGUGGCACCAACUGUUGUUUCUUGGUCCGCGGUGAUUGGUGGCCUUGCACAAAAUGGGUAUGACGAAGAGGCAAUCGAUAUGUUAUAUAGUAUGUUGGAAGCAGGCUUCAAGCCUAAUGCACAAACCCUAGCAAGCGUUCUUCCUGCUUGUGCUCGAUUGCAGAGGCUAGGGCUUGGCAAGGAGAUUCAUGGCUAUCUUUUCAGGCACCUGUUUAUGCACAAUAGUUUUGUAGUCAACGGAUUGGUAGAUUUGUACAGGAGGUGCGGGAAGAUGGAAACCGCUCAGAUUCUGUUCUUGCUUUUCUCCACGAGAAAUGAGGUCUCCUAUAAUACAAUGAUUGUGGGUUAUUUUGAGACCGGGGAAAUUUCAAGGGCUGAAGAGCUUUUUGAUGAGAUGGAACUAGAAGGGAGAAGGGAUGUAAUAAAUUCCUGGAACUCAAUGAUAUCAGGCUAUGUGAAUAAUUCAAUGAUGGAUAAGGCCCUGACUUUGUUCCGGGAUUUGGUCAGUAAAGAUGUUAAAGCUAACAGUUACACCCUAGGAAGUGUUCUUACCGCUAUUGCUGAUACAGCCUCUUCUAGAAUUGGGAAGGAAGUUCAUUCCUAUGCCAUUGGUAGAGGUAUGCAAUCGGAUACAUUCGUUGGUGGAGCUUUGGUUGAAAUGUAUUGCAAGUGCAAAGAUUUAAAUGCUGCUCAGAAAGCCUUUGAUGAGGUGAUUGAAAAGGAUACACCAACUUGGAAUGUGUUGAUAUCUGGAUAUGCUCAGUUGAAAGCUAAUCAAGAAAGUAUUAACUGCCUCCUUCAAAAGAUGAAAGAAGACGGGUUUGAUCCGAAUGUUUACACAUGGAAUGGUAUCAUUGCUGGUCAUGUGGAAAAUGACAACAAUGAGGUAGCUCUGCAAUUGUUCUUGGCCAUGCAAAGUAGUUCGAACAUAAGACCUGAUAUAUACACCAUUGGUAUAAUAUUACCUGUAUGCUCAAGGUUGGCAACUAUUGAUCGAGGAAUGCAGGCGCAUGCGUUUGCAAUCAAACGUGGUUUUGAAUCAGAACCACAUGUUGGGGUGGCCCUAUUAGACAUGUAUGCAAAAUGUGGAAACUUGAAGUAUUCAAAACGUGUGUACAAUAGGAUUAGAAAUUCAAAUUUGGUAACUGAAAAUGCAAUGCUUUCUGCAUAUGCCACACAUGGUGAAGGAGAGGAAGGAAUCACCUUUUUCAGGCGCUUGCUUGUUAACGGAUUCAACCCGGAUGGUGUAACAUUCCUGUCUGCACUAUCUUGUUGUGUCCAUGCUGGUUCAGUUGAAGAAGGACGAGAAUGCUACAAUAUGAUGGCAUAUUAUGAUGUGAAGCCAACAUUAAAACAUUAUACCUGCUUAGUUGAUCUUCUGAGCCGGGCAGGACUUCUUCAGGAAGCAUACAAGGUUAUCAGCAAAAUGCCAAUGAAGCCAGAUUCAGUGAUCUGGGGUGCAUUGCUGGGAGGCUGUGUUAUACAUGGAAAUAUUGAGAUAGGAGAACUUGCUGCAGAAAACCUUAUUGAAUUAGAGCCAAAUAACACAGCAAACCAUGUCAUGUUAGGAAAUCUGUACGCUUCUGCAGGCAGAUGGAAUGAUCUGGCAAGAACACGACAGCAAAUGACAGAGCUACACAUGCGAAAAAAACCAGGAUGUAGUUGGAUCGAAGACAAAGAUGGUAUUCAUGUAUUUUUAGCCUGUGAUAUGUCUCAUUCGCGGUCAAAGGAGAUUUACAACAUUUUGGAUAAGUUGACUCUUCAAAUAUCUGUCUAUCCAGAAUAA